GGGCGGCUGCAGCGCCCCGCGGGGACCCGAGGCUCGCGGCGCCCAGCGCGGCUCGGAGGAAGAGUGCAGAUACACUCCAGUGAAACACUCCUCCAGGUGAAGAGGUCAGGGAUGCUCCAGUGUUUCUGGGUCCCAUUGAGCUAAUGAGUGUGGAAAGAGGAUAGACCGUGUUUGACACUGGUCCAGAGACGGUGCCCACAAGGAAUGCUGUUGAAGGCGCAAGCAAGGAAUGCGUACCCCAAGAGCUUCUCCUCAUCCUCAUCUUGUGGACCACUACUACCUGAGGGGACAAGACUCAGGAUUUUUCUGUCAGCUGCCCAAUAUUUUUGUGGAGCCUAGUCAAGAAUUUUGUCAUAGAACUGAAAAUGAUAUUUCAUUUUUGCAUCUUUAAAUCUCACUGCUUAUAGUCUUAGCUAUUUUUCCCUAAGAAUCUUAAGCCACGUUUGCUGCUAUUUUUUUUGUGUACCCUGAUCGAGAUGAUUGACUUAAGCUUCCUAACAGAAGAGGAACAAGAGGCCAUCAUGAAGGUUCUGCAGCGAGAUGCUGCCCUGAAGAGGGCGGAAGAGGAGAGAGUGAGACAUUUGCCUGAAAAAAUUAAGGAUGACCAACAGCUGAAGAAUAUGAGUGGCCAGUGGUUUUAUGAAGCCAAGGCAAAAAGGCACAGAGACAAAAUUCACGGUGCAGAUAUCAUCAGAGCAUCCAUGAGAAAGAAGAGGCUCCAAGUGGCAGCUGAGCAGAGUAAGGACAGAGCAAUGAGGGCAAAGGAAAGCUGGGUGAAUAAUGUCGACAGAGAUGCUUUCCUCCCCCCAGAGCUGGCUGGCGUCGUGGAAGAACCAGAAGAGGAUGCAGCACCAGCAAGCCCACGUUCUGAUGUGGUGAACCCAGCUUCUACUGUGACUGACACAUCCCAGGAAAAUGCAAGGAAGUCAGCUUUGUCUCCAUCUAAGCAAAGAAAGAAUCCAUUUAAUAGCUCCAAGUUGCCAGAGGAUCAUUUAUUGCAACAAACCAAAAAUGAGCAGUCAAAAGAUGGAAGAGCUGGUUUAUUUCAGAUUUCAAAACAGGGUGAAUUACCAGGAUCAGAAGCAAAAGCAUCUAACCCAGAUAGUUUAAGCCCAAAGCUAGAGAAUUUCACAAAGCUUGGGCCAACAAAGCCUGCGGAUGGGACCCAAAUCAAAGCUCCAAUUCCCAAAGCCAGAAAAUUGAUCUACAAAUCAAAUGGUGGAAAGCAAGACGAUAGCCAGUCUUUUCCUAGACAAAGGACGGACUCCCUGAGUGCCAGGGGGCCUCCAAGGGGGAUCCUGAAGCGCAACUCCAGUUCCAGUAGCACAGACUCAGAAACGCUCCGCUUAAAUUACAGUUUUGAACCCAAAAGCAAAAGUGUGCCUCCAGGCCUAACCAUCCCUGAGAGAAUUUCCGAAAAGGAACAUUCUUUCAAAGAUGACUCUUCCUUAAACUCCCUGGAGCCACUAAAGCAUGUGAGGUUCUCUGCCAUGAAGGACGAACUUCCACCAAGUCCUGGGCUUAGCCAUGGCCGGGAAGUGGGAGAAUUCCAGGUUUUAGAAUCUGACAAGUUGAAAAACAGAACAGAAGACUUAGGGGGUAUAGAUGAGUGUGGGGAUGACCCAAAGCCCUCUCACAGAAAACCUUCGUCUUUUCAUCCACCAGCAUCAAGCCCAAGUAUAUCCGAAAAUAAAACACAUCAGCCAGGGACUUCUGGUUUUGUUCACAGUACUGGGCUCCAUUCUCCCACUGAAGUGCUAACUGCACACCACCAGCUUGUUGAGAAUUUAUCCACCAUUGAUGAACACCAAGAUAAACCAUCAGAAUUAACAAGGCCUGAAUCAGAAUUGUCCAAAAUCUCCGCUGAUGAACUGUCCUAUUGUGUUGAGCCUGAGCCAUCUCAGAUACCAGAUCACAAUGUUAGACACCAUCAGCAAGGUAAGCCCCUUCUCACGGCUUUAAAUGCUGAAAUAUCCUCUUGUUCUGGUCCAUGUUCCACUGAGAUAAGGAAGACAACUGAUGAUUCCAUAUCUAAAGUCCUAGACUGGUUUAACCGAAGUUCUCAUUCAGAGGACAGUAAUCCAUCCCUCCAACCUCUCCAAGAAACAGAUCUCAGACCAAAAUCAAACUCAGCAUCACAAGCUACUAUUGCCAUAGUGACAGAUCACACUUGCCUAAAAGAAGAUGGCUCAAAGGCUGUACCAUCUACCAAAGUGAAUUUGAAACCUGUGAGAUAUGAUUCGACAUUCCAGGCACAGAGAGAGAUGCUGACUUCUGAAACUUGUCAAGAUAAUGAUGUCAAUAUCAAAUCUAACUCUAUGAACUGGUCCCAACAAGGCAUCCCAAAGGAAGGUCCAGAUAUAUUGCAGCCAUGCAGAAGCCACAGGACCCAAAGUCAAGGGAGUAAAAAUAUGGACUAUAGCCAAACUUCAAAGUGCAAAGGAGUAGGAAGUGGGUCACCUUCCCCAAAUGAUGACAACACCUUCAGUGUUGAUGCAAAAAACCAUGUUCCAUGCAAUACUAAGCCUACUGGAAGCUUGAAUAAAGAACCCAAACUUCCUGAAUCUGAAAAAAAUGAAGGAAACUCACAAGCAAAAUUUGACUCUUCAACAAUUGUUCAAGAACCAAAUUUGAUAAACCAAGUGAAAACUGAGAGAAAGAGCAAGAAAGAAAACACCUCUGGUCUGAGAGCUUCUGUAGAGACAGAGAAUAAUGACAUGCCUCUCAAGGUUGCCAACAGUGGCUCUCCCAGGAAGAAGCCCAAAGUCCAACUACAGCAAGAAGUUGGUGAGAUUCCCAAGACCCAAGUGCGGAGAGAAAGAUACAAAAGAGUGAGUGAAAGAAUAUCCUUUUGGGAGGGAGAAAAAGCUGGCGCAAAAUUAACUGAAAAAGCACACACAUCUUUGCGCAGCCAGGAACAAUUUCCCACUAACAUCCACCAGCCUGUGAAAUCACAGGUCAUGUCCAUGGACAAUUUAUCUUCAGGCCAGAAUGAAUGUAGUCAAGUCAUCGCCAAACGAGUAAUCCUUGAUGAGGAUGACCAAGCACCCCACCCCUCCAGCUUUUAUUCCUCAAAUAAACCUGAAAAGGUCAUGACUCCACUAUCAGGUCCAUCCAAAAACUAUCCUUCAGCUGACCAAUCAGAUGAACCAUCGUUGUUUCAGAAUACAAUGAACGAACACAGAAAGAGAUUGCCAAUGGAAGGCAGUUUGCAUUCUAGAAGAGACAGCUCUUUGCCAGUCCUGAAAUGCCCUUCAAAUAAUGGGAAUGAAAUGCAUCCUUCUUUGGAGAAAGACAGAUUUGUAAUUGACGAAUCAAAUGCUAACUUUAAAAUUUUGUCCCUGAAAGAAGGCAUAGAUGAACCAAAUGUAGAACAAGCCUAUAAUCACUCUCACUUUGAGAACUUGAGAAAGUUUUGGAACUUAGGAGCUAACCCAAACAAUAAAGAUAAUUAUGAAAAUACUAGAGUAAACCAAGAAAAAUCUGUGCCUUUUAGUAGUCAGAAAUCCAAGGAAUUCAAUGACCUUAAAGUAUCAGGAAAAAAUCCCCCUGAAAGAAAGACACAUUUAAGCCAGGAAAACAUUAUGGUGAAGGAGGAAAAGGAGAGAUUAAAUCCAAAGUACACAUCACAAGUGCUACCAGAUGAAACCACAUCUCCUCAAAAACCACCCAGAACAUUCACUUAUCAGUUGGUAGGAAAAAACCCUUCAAUAGAAAGUAUGGAAAAAACUAUGGAAUGGUUUGUUGCUCCAGUGAUUAAGAAAAAGGAUUACUUAGCUCAAGAGAUUCAAGAAUCCAUAGUGCAAACAAAUGCUUUGUUUAAAGACCACAAAGAUGCUUUGAAUGACCGCUUGCAGAAGCUGCUUUCGGAAGCCUCCACAGCAGCGAUCCAUCCAUCUCAUGGAGGACAAAUAAUCCAGAUAGAUGGUUCUGAAAACAAGGCAUGGUCUCCCAAGGAUUUUGCUGAUAGUGAGGAAGGUGCUGUAACACCAAAGCAGAGCUCUGAUGAGUGUGUCGACGACAUGGUACUUCCAGAGGUUGAACAGAACACUUUGGUUGCUAGUUUGGACAACCUUGUGAAGGAAAAAACUAGAACCUCACCUUCUCCCUUGCAAACCACAUUGGAACCUGUCACAAGAACCAUUUCCCAAUCUGAAGAUGUUGGAAUUUUUGAGAGGAGAAUAAAAAAGCAUCACAGCAGUUCAGCAGACCAGAGAGAGUUGAUAGCUCCUUUUCCAGAGGGACGUGAAGCUUUGGGAAGUAGCGCUGUCUCCCAGAAAGCUGAAGGAAGUGAGUGCCAACUCAACACAGAAAACAUGCUUCAGCUGGCUCAAGAAGGGCCCAAGACUGUUCAUUUUCACAGAGAGGGUUCUUUGGGGGAAGUGGCCAACUAUCCAUCACAUACGUCUUUUGGUUGGGAUGUUCAUCUUGGUCCCCAAGAUAGGGCAUUGACUUCUCACAGGGAAAUUUCAGAGACUAUAGAGAAAGUUGUUCUUCCAACCAAACCUGCACUGAAUGACAUAACAGCUGCAUUGCAGGGGUUACUUAGAGAAGCUUGCUCCAGGGAAUGCAUGCCUGGAGAAGGGAAAGCAGAAUUUCCUGAAGGAGGACAAGUAGGUGGUAGUCCUCCAAACCCUCUGGACAUCAUGAUGCAGAGGACCACCAUGAACACUGUUCCAGACCGGAAGGACUUUGAUCCCGUUCAUGGAGUUCCUGAUAAAGCUCGUGAAGUUGGCCCUAAUCUAUCUUCUCUAGUAUCUCUAUCAGAACAACUCAUUAGUUCAUCUGUUCCCACUGUAGCUCAGAAUAGCAAGGACCUACCUCAGGAAGUGACAGAAAUUGUGAGGGAAAAAAUUAUCCAGCCCAAAUCAGAGUGCCUUGAAUUCAGGGCUGGCUUAGAAAAUCUACUGAAGGAAACUCUUGAAACCUCCCUCAGAAUAUAUGAAAAGGACAAAGGGGCUCUUUAUCUAUCAGAGGUAGUAGGUAGUUGUGAUAUGCCCAAGCAAGCUGCUUCUGACUUCCAUCCUAAGGAAAUACGAGAAACUGUAGAAAAGACUGAGGCCCCAUCAGUAACUGAGAAUGCUCUUGAUAGUGGGCUUGAGAAACUCCUUAAAGAAAUAUCUGAAGCUCCUCUUCAGCUCCAGCUGUUGAUGGUGGGAGAAACUCCUGAGAAGGAGCCCUCACAGGAGGCAGGGAUAAAGCCCAAUUCUUAUGAGGAAGCACCAGGAACCUCUAAAAUGAAGGUUAAAAGUAAAGGUUUGCAAUCUCAAAUCAACCCACGUCAUAAACUAUUGGAAGGAGAUGAAGCCCUGACUGAGCCAUCAGUAGAUGUGCAAAGUUAUACAAGUGGAGUUGAGGUCCCUGAAACCUCAUUAACAAUGACCCUUAGUGCUAUAAGACCCCUAGAAGACAAGAACUGGGGAAGUAAUGAUGCAGAGGGUCCAGGGGCUUUUCAGGAGCUUAGCUUUGAAGAGGUUCCUAAAAGAAUGAGUAUGUCCAGAAAUCAGCAACCCAGUCCUCUCCUGGCAAACAGAGAGAGCCCAACAAAAAUAAGCAAAGUUGAACUGAUGCUAGCAACACUAUAUAAGAGACAAGACAAUGGACAAGGAAUAGACAUUCCCUCUGAAUCUGACUUUUUGGAUGGAAACGCUGCUUCUAAUGCAGACAGCUGGAGAAAUACCUCCAGUUCAGAAGGAGAACCCAGUCCUGUUUUGAAAACUUUGGAAAGGAGUGCUGCUAGGAAAAUGCCUUCCAAAAGUCUAGAGGACAUUUCAUCAGAUUCAUCAAAUCAAGCAAAAGUAGAUAAUCUGCCAGAAGAAUUAGUGCGUAGUGCUGAAGAUGAUCAAAGAGCAGAGCAGGAACCAGAUACAAAUGAAUGCAUACCAGGAAUCUCCACAGUGCCUUCACUACCUGACAAUAAGUUCUCCCAUUCUGACAAACUCAAAAGGAUGAGCAAGUCUGUUCCGGUAUUUCUUCAAGAUGAGAGUGAUGACAGAGAAACAGAUACAGCAUCAGAAAGCAGUUACCAGCUCAGGAGACACAAGAAGAGCCCGAGCUCAUUAACCAAUCUUAGCAGCUCCUCUGGCAUGACAUCCUUAUCUUCUGUGAGUGGCAGUGUGAUGAGUGUGUACAGUGGAGACUUCGGCAACCUGGAAGUCAAAGGAAAUAUCCAGUUUGCAGUUGACUACGUGGAGUCCCUGAAGGAGCUGCAUGUUUUUGUGGCCCAGUGUAAGGACUUAGCAGCUGCAGAUGUUAAGAAACAACGUUCAGACCCAUAUGUAAAGGCCUAUUUGUUACCAGACAAAGGCAAGAUGGGCAAGAAGAAAACACUUGUAAUGAAGAAAACCUUGAAUCCAGUGUAUAAUGAGAUAUUGCGGUAUAAAAUUGAAAAGCAAUACUUAAAGACACAGAAGUUGAACCUGUCUGUUUGGCAUCGGGAUACGUUUAAGCGCAACAGCUUCCUAGGGGAGGUGGAACUUGACUUGGACACGUGGGACUGGGACAACAAACAGAACAAACAAUUGAAGUGGUACCCUCUGAAGAGGAAGACAGCACCAGUUGCCCUUGAAGCAGAAAGCCGAGGUGAAAUGAAGCUAGCUCUCCAGUAUGUUCCAGAGCCAGUCCUUGGUAAAAAGCUUUCUACAACUGGAGAAGUCCAUAUCUGGGUGAAGGAAUGUUUUGAUCUUCCACUGCUAAGGGGAAAUCAUCUGAAUUCUUUUGUUAAAUGCACCAUCCUUCCAGAUACAAGUAGGAAAAGUCGCCAGAAGACGAGAGCUGUAGGGAAAACCACCCACCCUAUCUUCAACCACACCAUGGUAUACGAUGGGUUCAGGCCUGAAGACCUCACAGAAGCCUGCGUAGAGCUCACAGUCUGGGACCAUUAUAAAUUAACCAACCAGUUUUUAGGAGGUCUCCGGAUUGGCUUUGGAACAGGUAAAAGUUAUGGUACUGAGGUGGACUGGAUGGAUUCCACUUCAGAGGAAGUUGCUCUCUGGGAGAAGAUGGUCAAUUCCCCCAACACAUGGAUUGAAGCAACACUUCCGCUCAGGAUGCUUCUCAUUGCCAAGAUUUCCAAAUGACCCUAAUCCAUGGCUCCUGCACUGAAAACCACUACACAGGUGGAGUCUGGUCUGCAAAAUCUGACUGCAUGGGCAAAGAUCUUCAUCUGGUGCCACUACCCAGCAUGCUAAAAUCAAUCUGCAUGUGUUUCUCUAAUUAAGAGCUUAAUGGAGGUUAAAUGAUGACAAGAUGUGUGACAUGCGUGACUUAAGAUGCCAACAUUUGAGAAGAUACUGGGACAAGCUAGGAAAACUGAACUUUUGCAAGAGAAAGCCACCAUUUCACACUACAAUCUUGUGUUACAGUUAAAACUUGCCACUCACUUAUUAAAAUGUUUGCAGGAUUUAUAAGUAGAGGUCGAGGGGAAAAGCAACAGAAAGAUGCUUUUGGUAUCUCCUGGUAGGGAGAGGAAGUACAUCAGUGAUGAUAUGGAACUACAUAAUAACACAACUAUUUACUCUAUUAUCUCUAAUAAAAGAAUGGAUUUCAUCUUGGAGCCCUAAGACUGAAUUAACUAUGCACGUCUGUCCUGAGAAACAGUCUCAAGUGGACUUUGGUGCCACCCACUGGCCACAUAUAGAAUUCAUUUUUUUGGCUUAUUUUAGCUUAAUUCUGUCCUAAAAUAAAUUCUGUCUCAAGCCUGUAUUUUAUAAUAGAAUGUACUAAAAUUGCAUAUGUAUGAUUGUGUUUCUUUACAAGUUUACUAAAUUAAAGCAGCUUAAGAUAGUUACAGACAUGCUUUGCAACAAAGUUUUAGUUAGAAUAUAAAUUGUUCAAUUUUACUGUACUUCUAUGUAUAAUUUUCAUAAGGUUUUUUUUAUAAAAGCUCAAAAUAAAUUAUCGUAUGAUUUGAAAUGUA
Messenger RNA from Jaculus jaculus (lesser Egyptian jerboa), 7918 nucleotides. It is a transcript of the gene Sytl2, whose product is annotated as synaptotagmin like 2. Lineage: Eukaryota; Metazoa; Chordata; Mammalia; Rodentia; Dipodidae. Gene Ontology annotation, cellular component: plasma membrane; exocytic vesicle. Bases 477 to 7079 code for a protein of 2200 amino acids. The record is from RefSeq and is a predicted model, not a curated record. The transcript is spliced from 21 exons. Gene Ontology annotation, biological process: intracellular protein transport; exocytosis. Gene Ontology annotation, molecular function: neurexin family protein binding; small GTPase binding.